Molecule: messenger RNA, 633 nt
Organism: Nerophis lumbriciformis (worm pipefish)
Lineage: Eukaryota; Metazoa; Chordata; Actinopteri; Syngnathiformes; Syngnathidae
Source: RefSeq, a predicted model, not a curated record
AUGGUCAGUUUGGUGAGAACAGAUAGAUAUAUUCACAUCUUUAAAAAGGUGAUGAAGAUUCUAUGGAGAGCCCAGAAACAUGGAAAAGUUCACUUUGAAGGGGAAGUGCUAUGGCAAGGACAGGACGAUGGAGUGAUCGUCACUCUGCUGGGAGCCCAGUGGAGUGAUGACGACUAUUCGUUUUCUGCACCGGUAGGAGCGGGAAAAGGAUCCGUGUAUGCCAUUCAGGGAAGCGGGAGAAUUACUGGCGUUCGAAUGUGGGAGAGUUACAACAGCUACGUAACUGGCAUCCAGCUACGCUAUGGCUACCUCUGGAGUCAAAUUGCAGGCUACAGGAGAGGCCAAGUUCAAGAGCUGUUGUUGUAUGAUGAUGAGGCAAUUGUGCAAUUGGCUGGAAAAUACCUCCACAACAUUCAGUCUCUAGUGUUUACUACCAACAUGAGUCGUUCCCUGUAUGCCGGCCAGCCUUCUGGGUAUUCAUUCAAUAUGUACCCACACAGCAAAAAGGCUGAACUCCGCUUCAUCAGUGGACGUCAUAGCAGUGGGAUCGCCUCUAUUGGGGCACACUGGGGAGUUGUAACUGACCCUCACGGCAUUCAUAAUGCCAACGCUAAUGACACUAGUUCCUACUAA